Messenger RNA from Chrysochloris asiatica (Cape golden mole), 3759 nucleotides. It is a transcript of the gene RTEL1, whose product is annotated as regulator of telomere elongation helicase 1. Gene Ontology annotation, cellular component: nucleus. Gene Ontology annotation, molecular function: DNA polymerase binding; DNA binding; hydrolase activity, acting on acid anhydrides, in phosphorus-containing anhydrides. Gene Ontology annotation, biological process: DNA repair; negative regulation of t-circle formation; regulation of double-strand break repair via homologous recombination. The transcript is spliced from 34 exons. NCBI's taxonomy places the organism in Eukaryota, Metazoa, Chordata, Mammalia, Afrosoricida, Chrysochloridae. Bases 1 to 3759 code for a protein of 1252 amino acids. The record is from RefSeq and is a predicted model, not a curated record.
AUGCCCAAGAUCACCCUGAAUGGUGUCACAGUGGAUUUCCCAUUCCAGCCGUACAGGUGCCAGCAGGAGUACAUGGCCAAGGUCCUGGAGUGCCUGCAAAAGAAGGUGAACGGCAUUCUGGAGAGCCCCACGGGCACGGGGAAGACGCUCUGCCUGCUCUGCACCACGCUGGCCUGGCGGGAGCACCUCCGAGAUGCCAUCUCUGCUCGCAAGAUCGCAGAGAGGAUGCAAGGAGAGCAGUUCCUCAACCAGACCUUGUCGUCUUGGGAGAGUGCGGCUGACACUGGAGACACCCCAGCUUGCUACGUGGAUAUCCCAAAGAUCAUUUACGCCUCCAGGACACACUCACAGCUCACGCAGGUCAUCAGCGAGCUUCGGAACACGGCCUAUCGGCCGCGCGUGUGUGUGUUGGGUUCCCGGGAGCAGCUGUGUAUUCACCCUGAAGUGAAGAAGCAGGAGAGUAACCACAUGCAGAUCCAUCUGUGCCGAAGAAAGGUGGCGAGCCGCUCCUGCCAUUACUACAAUAAUGUCGAAGAGAAGAGUCUGGAAAAGGAGCUGGUCACCCCCAUCCUGGACAUCGAGGACCUGGUCAAGAGUGGAAGCAGGCACAAGGUGUGCCCAUAUUACCUUUCCCGGAACCUGAAGCAGCAAGCCGACAUCAUCUUUAUGCCGUACAACUACUUGUUGGACCCCAAGAGCCGCAGAGCACACAGCAUUGACCUGAAGGGGACAGUGGUGAUCUUUGAUGAAGCUCACAACGUGGAGAAGAUGUGUGAGGAGUCGGCAUCCUUCGACCUGACCCCCCAUGACUUGGCUUCUGGGCUGGAUGUCAUAGACCAGGUCCUGCAGGAGCAAACCAAGGCCGCACAGCAGCGUGAACUCUACCUGGAGCCUGACGUGGGCAUGGGUGGCUCCGGGCUGAACAUGGAACUUGAAGACAUCGCCAAGCUGAAGAUGAUUUUGCUUCGCUUGGAAGGAGCCAUUGAUGCCAUCGAGCUGCCAGGAGACAGUGGUGUCACCAAGCCGGGGAGCUACAUCUUCCAGCUGUUUGCCGAAGCUCAGAUCACAUUUCAGACAAAGAGUUGCAUCCUGGACUCACUGGAUCAGGUCAUCCAGCACCUGGCGGGCCGUGCCGGGGUGUUCACCAGCACAGUGGGCCUGCAGAAACUGGCAGACACCAUCCAGAUGGUGUUCAGCACAGAUGCUCCUGAUGCCACCCCUGACUCCAUGAUGGGGCAGGGGCCUUCCAAGUUCUACAAGGUACACAUUCACCCUGACACCAGCCAGCGCAGGAGAGGGCAGAGGGCAGACGUCUGGGGUGCUGCUGCUGCCAAGAAGCAAGGGAAGGUGUUGAGCUACUGGUGUUUCAGCCCCGGGCACAGCAUGCGUGAGCUUAUGUACCAGGGUGUCCGCUCGCUCAUCCUCACCAGCGGCACACUCUCCCCCAUGUCAUCCCUGGCUCUGGAGAUGCAGAUCCCUUUCCCGGUAUGCCUGGAGAAUCCCCAUGUCAUUGACAAGCACCAGAUCUGGGUGGGAAUCAUUCCAAAAGGCCCCGAUGGGGUUCAGCUGAGCUCUGCAUUUGACAGACGGUUUUCUGAGGAGUGCCUCUCCUCACUAGGGAAGGCUGUCGGCAACGUCGCCCGCGUGGUACCUCAUGGUUUGCUGGUCUUCUUUCCUUCUUACCCCGUCAUGGAGAAAAGUCUGGAGUUCUGGCGGGCCCGAGACUUCGCCCGGCGGAUUGAGGAGAUAAAGCCAAUGUUUGUGGAGCCCAGGAGCAAAGGCGGCUUCUCUGAGGUCAUGGAUGCUUACUACACCAAGGUCGGCAGUCCAGGGUCGGGCGGGGCCACCUUCCUGGCUGUGUGCCGAGGGAAGGCUAGUGAGGGGCUGGAUUUCGCAGACAUGAAUGGCCGGGGAGUGGUCAUCACGGGCCUCCCAUACCCCCCACGCAUGGACCCUCGGGUUGUCCUCAAGAUGCAGUUCUUGGAUGAGAUGAGGGGCCAGAGUGGAGCCAGGGGUCAGUUCCUCUCUGGACAAGAGUGGUACCGGCAGCAGGCGUCCAGGGCCGUGAACCAGGCCAUCGGGCGGGUAAUCCGCCAUCGUCAGGACUAUGGGGCCAUAUUCCUCUGUGACCACAGGUUUGCCCAUGCCGAUGCCAGAGCCCAGCUCCCGUCCUGGGUACGUCCGUUUGUCCAAGUGUACGAUAGCUUCGGCCCUGUCAUCCGUGAUGUGGCCCAGUUCUUCCGUGUAGCUCAGAGGACGAUGCCUGCUCCCACCCCCCGUGCUGUGGCUCCAGGACCCCCCCUGGGAGUGGGUGCUACCACGGGGGCUGCACUGCCCAGCCCCCUGCUUCCAACCAGGAGUGCCAGGAGUCUGGACCUGCAUGUGCCCAGCCUGCAGCAGAGGCCUGUGUGCUCGCCGGCCUCUGGGGACACUGAGAACAGUAUGUGUCUGGAGUAUGAACAGGAACUGGCAUUAGCCUGGAGGAGACCCCAGGGGCUGCUGGCUGCUUUGGAGCACAGUGAGCAGCAGGCCAAGGGGCUUAGGGAUGAGACCCUCCCCGGGGAGCAAGAGGCACAGUGCUUCUCCACCCUGGGCCUGAGGCAGGAGAAGAGGCUGGUGGAUGAGCAGAGACGGUGUAGGAAGAGGAUCAAGCUCGUCAGUGGUCCCAACCACUCACAGGAGGUGGCAUGCGGUGAACAGGUGGACAGAGCCAAGCUCUUCAUGGCAGCCUUGAAGCAGGCCCUGAGCCAGGCCAACUUUGACGUCUUCACCCGGGCCCUGAGGGACUAUAAGGGUUCCGACGACCUUGACAACUUUACUGCCUGCCUCGGUCCCCUCUUUGUUGAGGACCCCAAAAAGCACAGCCUGCUCCAAGGGCUCUACCAGUUUGUGCGGCCCCACCACAAGCAACGGUUUGAGGAGGCCUGCCUCCGGCUGACGGGGCAGGGCUGCGGCUCCCGGCUAGAGCACAGCCUUCCUCAAGGGCAGCUGGCCCCCAACCCCAGCGGAAGCCGGGAGCCUGACCCCAAGUUGACUGUCUCCGAGGGUGCCGUCCAGCAGCUGGACCCUAGGGCACACCUGAACCAGGGUGGGCCCCACCUGGCUACAGGUACCUGUCGGCAGGAAGAUGGCCACCUGAGAACAGGUCCGCAGAGCCGGCCUACUGUGACCUCCUAUCUAGCGGACGUCCGAAAGGCCCUUGGGUCUGAAGGCUGCAGCCAGCUCUUGGCAGCACUGACCACGUACAAGAAGGAUGACAACUAUGAGAAGGUGGUGACCGUGGUGGCUGCACUCACCACCGCCAGACCUGAGGACUUCCCGUUGCUCCAGAGAUUUGGCAUGUUCGUGCGCCCGCACCAUCAGCGGCAGUUUCAGCAGAUGUGCGCAGACCUGACAGGCCAGCCUGCCCCAGGCCUGGGCACUGGACCCCCAGGAGCCUGGGAUGCCAGCCCUGCUGGGCCUACUGGCCUUGAGCUCGCCCAUGAGGCCAGGGCGCCGGCCAGAUCGGACCCCCUGUGGGACAGGUCAAGGGAGCAGGCCUAUGCAAAGGUCCCUGUGCCCCCACAACCCAGUGCAGGGGGUUCCGUGUGCUGUGGCUGUGGGGAUGACCAGGUGCUGUUCCAGUGUGCCACCUGCGACUUCCACCGCUGCCAGGCCUGCUGGCGCCAGCACCUCCAGGCCUCUAGGACAUGCCCAGCCUGCUACACGGCCACUAGGAAGCAGAGCCUGUCACAGGUCUUCUGGCGGGGACCCUGGUGA